AUGUUUGGUGGACUCGCCAAUUUGCUGCAACCAGCAACUAUUGGUCCACCACCCAAGGAUGUACCCCCGGCAACUCCUGUACAGCUCCCGGACUUCACUCCACCAGCUCCGGGAUCUGCCACGCGACAUCCGUCUUUGGUCCGGUUCUUGCAGUCAUUGCAUCGACCGGCAGGACUGAGUGAGGCACAUUUUGAAGCCUUGGGACUUCGUCUGCAUUCUGACGCUCCAGCCGAGGAGGUCCUAUCCGACCCAUCAUUUCUCCCUCCCACAUCAGGAGAAUGUGAGAGGCUCAAGACGGGCCAAUCUGUAGAGGGAAAUAUUGGAUUUUGCUUUCCCCUGUGCAAUGGCAACACGUCUCCAGAGGCAAGAGCCUAUCUAGAGAGGCGGGAUGAGCUUUCAAUAGAGAACCAGGCCGCUUUCCGAACAGUUCGCCGCAUCCGACCUGAGCCGGGUGUCAAAGCAGCAAGACUUGGCAACUGCUAUGAGUUCUACCGACAACUCGAGCAGAUGGCUGGGUACUGGGAUGACUCAUCACUACCGCCCAUGCAGCAGCAGCAGCAGCAGCAGCAGCAGCAUGAAAAUGAGCAGGACCAGCCCGAGGACAGCAAACCCCCGCAGCGUUUCCCUCUACCAAAGCCAUUGGACGCCAGUUUAGAGCAGGUACAGGUCUCGUUAAUGGGCGCCAUGUCUGCUCCAGAGUCCCAUUCACGUUCUGAGCCCAGUAGUUCUCAAGAUCAAUCGUCCUGGCGUGUUACGUAUCGGACAUCGAGUGGGAACACUAUGCCUGCAGAAGUGAGACACCAUGUGAUAAGUGCUUUUCUCAAGCUCGUGUCUUACGACUUUGGCUGCAAUAUCUCGGCACCCCGGACCGAACCGAGAUUACAGCUGCUUACACCGAGCCCUUUGUCAAAAACAAUCACCUCAUCUACACCCAAAAACCAGGAGCAGCAACAGCCGCGCAAACAGGUCGCCUCCUACUUUCCUUCGGGAUGUGUGUUUCUGGUUCGCAUGCCCACGACGCGCGAAGCAGCCAGGGCUGGAAUUGUCGAGGGACCGAUUGCUGCUGUCUCGGCGCGCAACACGACGAGCUUCUCGUCGCCUGCCGAGAACAACAUCGACUUUGGCCGCGAGCUCAUCGCUGCGCUGAUCACAGCCCAGCACCGCUCUCGCGAGGGCAAGGAAGAAAAGCGCUUUGGAGAGGGAAAGUGGUGGGCGCAUGCAAAGCGCUGGGGAGGCGGUCCAGGAGGUCCUAUAGGCCGGGAAGUCGAGGGCAGCGUGGCAGGCGACAAAGACAAGGAAACCAAUGCCGCUUCCAAUCCGAUGAAAUCAGAGAAACCAGAUACCGCCCAUGAGGGGAAUGGCGGCGGGGCACACUCGUCCGAGACAUCAAAGGAGCGCCCGCGAUCUCCGCCGCACCCCAUCUCGCCGUCCUCGGGGUUGCCCAUGCGCGGCCCGCCGGCCGCCAAGAAGCAGCGCAAGACUGGUCAUUUAAGCAUCUACGACAACUACCGUCAGGUGAAGCUCCCGGCAGCGACUUGGGAUAAAAAGGCGCGGUACAGUGCCAUUGGCAAAGUACCCGGUGCCGAUUACGAUGACGUCUUUGUCAUUAGCAGCCUUUUCCACCAUAUUUCCGUCAUUAGGGUCCGCGUGCCCCUGCGCAUUUUGGAUGUUCUUGCUGGAGCGCCCGAAGGGGAAGGGGAGCAGAGGGAAGAGAAGAAGAAGGAGGAGGAGGAGGAGGAGGAGGAAGAGGAGGAAGACGAGACAGGCCAUGAUAAGAGCUGGGGUGAGCUCCAAGUCUGGCGGAGUAAAUGGUUUGACCUCUUCCUCGCAGAGGACAGGCUCGAAGCGCUGAGGCUGCUGUGGGGCUUGAACGCCUGGAUGAUGCGCAAAGUCGACAGUGAUGUAAAGACUCAGUAG
Pestalotiopsis fici W106-1 is the source of this 1917-nucleotide messenger RNA. RefSeq lists its product as uncharacterized. The record is from RefSeq and is a predicted model, not a curated record. The coding region runs from base 1 to 1917 and encodes 638 amino acids. NCBI's taxonomy places the organism in Eukaryota, Fungi, Ascomycota, Sordariomycetes, Amphisphaeriales, Sporocadaceae. The transcript is spliced from 2 exons.